This is a messenger RNA of Paramecium sonneborni, 220 nucleotides long. The record is from the annotation of a GenBank genome assembly. Lineage: Eukaryota; Ciliophora; Oligohymenophorea; Peniculida; Parameciidae.
AUGGUAUUAUGUUUAAUUAUAAAUUAGGAUAAUGAAGAUGAAUUGGAAAAACAAGCUAGAUUAAUGGCAGAGAAAUAUAAAGAUGGGCCUAAAAAGAAGGGAGCUUUGGUGAAGAAAACUUAAGAAGUAUCUCAUUUAAAUAAAUUAUUUAUAGAGAACUUAAUUUGAUUCAGCAACACAUGAAAUGUAAAAAUAGGCAUAACAGCAUCCUCCUAAAUGA